This is a messenger RNA of Saccharomyces kudriavzevii IFO 1802, 1482 nucleotides long. RefSeq names its product Mdm10p (gene MDM10). Gene Ontology annotation, cellular component: ERMES complex; SAM complex. Lineage: Eukaryota; Fungi; Ascomycota; Saccharomycetes; Saccharomycetales; Saccharomycetaceae. The record is from RefSeq and is a predicted model, not a curated record. The coding region runs from base 1 to 1482 and encodes 493 amino acids. The transcript has a single exon. Gene Ontology annotation, biological process: establishment of mitochondrion localization; phospholipid transport; mitochondrial outer membrane translocase complex assembly.
AUGUUGCCCUAUAUGGACCAAGUUCUGAGGGCAUUUUAUCAGAGUACCCAUUGGAGUACGCAAAAUAGCUACGAGGAUAUUACGGCAACUUCGAGAACACUUUUGGAUUUCCAAAUUCCCUCAGCAAUUCACUUGCAGAUAUCCAAUAAAUCCACUCCCAAUACAUUCAAUUCCUUAGAUUUCUCCACAAGAUCGAGAAUAAAUGGUUCCCUAAGUUAUUUAUACUCUGACGCGCAGGAAUUGGAGAAGUUUAUGCGCAACUCUACUGUUGUCCCAUUACAGGAUGCCACUGAAACAUAUAGGCAGUUGCAACCGAAUUUGAACUUCAGCAGCAAUGGUAGUAACUCAGUGAGCGUUGACGUGAAUGACCUCGAGGUUAAGAAGAAAUUACUUCAUAGUUCGAAAUUUGUGAAGAAAUCUCUUUAUUAUGGUAGAAUGUAUUAUCCAAGCUCAGAUUUGGAGGCAAUGAUAAUAAAACGGCUCACUCCACAAACCCAGCUCAUGCUCAAAGGAGUCAGUAGUUUCAAAGAGAACUUAAAUGUUUUAACAUGCUACUUCCAAACAGACUCUCAUCGGAAUCUACAAGAAUGGAUUUUCUCCACUAGCGAUCUAUUAUGUGGGUACAGAAUAUUGCAUAAUUUCCUUACCACACCAUCCAAGUUUAAUACUUCAUUGUACAACAAUUCCUCGUUGUCACUUGGCGCUGAAUUUUGGUUGGGGUUAGUUAGUUUAAGUCCCGGUUGUUCGACAACUUUAAGAUAUUAUACGCAUUCCACCAACACGGGACGGCCCUUAACUUUAACACUCUCUUGGAAUCCAUUGUUUGGUCAUAUAUCUUCCACGUAUGCUGCCAAAACGGGGACAAACUCCACAUUUUGUGCCAAGUAUGAUUUCAAUCUUUAUUCUAUUGAGUCGAAUCUUUCAUUUGGUUGUGAAUUUUGGCAAAAGCAGCAUCAUCUGCCCAGGAGCAACGCCAAUAAUAGCAAUACAUUGGAGCCAAUCCCGCCUAAGCUGGCGGGUGAAAAUCCUAAAAGGAGAACAACUAAAUUACUGCAUGAAAAUGUACCGAAUCUGAGUACGGUUGAUAACGACACUGCACCCUCAUUAGAUAUACCUGAUCAUAAGCAAAAGUUACUAAAUGACUUGACAUACGCAUUUUCGUCGUCACUAAGGAAAAUAGACGAGGAAAGAUCCACCAUUGAAAAAUUUGACAAGAAAAUAACUAAUUCCAACUUUACCAGUGUUUGGAAGCUAAGUACCUCAUUACGUGAUAGAACUUUAAAACUACUGUGGGAAGGCAAAUGGAGGGGAUUCUUGAUAUCUGCUGGGACAGAACUAGUCUUUACUAAAAGUUCUCAAGGAGCUUCAUCCGACGACGAGAAGGAUAAUGAUGGAGUAUCAAUAUCGGCGGUUGAUACGGAAGAUAAUAAUAUACCAGUUUUCCCGGCGAAGUUUGGUAUACAAUUCCAAUACUCGACAUGA